AGACACAUUCCCGCCAAUAUGCAACAGCUGGUGCGCAAAACUAGGGUUUCUGUUCAAGAACUGCGAAGGCCCCUCAGCUGCAUUGACCAUGGCGGAGGACCUUACUCAGAUCGCUCACUUGCUCAACAGCACCCUCAGCCCCGACGCUGCCGCCGUCCGCGUCGCCACAGACUUGCUCGAUCGGUUCUCCCUCAAUCCGCAAUUCCCUUUCCAGCUCCUCACCCUCUCCGCUGGAGCAGGAAAUCAAGGCCAGAAAAUUGCCGCUGCUACCUACCUCAAAAAUCUCACUAGACGUAACGUCAGUAGCUCCGGCGAAAAGCCUUCGAACGUGAGCAAGGAGUUCAAGGAGCUGCUGAUGCAGGUGUUGCUUCAAGUCGAGUUAUCCGUUCUCAAGAUUCUAGUUGAAGUGUUCCGCCCCAUUGUGGCAGCUGAUUUUGUUAAGCAGAAUUUGUGGCCCGAGCUUGUGCCUAAUUUGCAGGCUGCUAUUCAGAAUAGUCAUCUUAUCAACAGUUCAAACACUAAAUGGAAUACUGUAAAUGCACUUAUUGUUCUCCAUGCUCUUAUUAGACCUUUCCAGUAUUUUUUGAAUCCUAAAGUAGCUAAGGAGCCAGUACCGCCACAGUUGGAGCUUAUAUCGAAAGAAAUUCUUGUGCCUUUGCUUGCUGUUUUCCAUCAAUUUGUUGAAAAGGCUUUAGCAACCCAUGUCAGAGCAGAAAAUGAAACGGAGAAAGUCCUUCUCACUAUAUGCAAAUGCCUACAUUUUGCAAUGAAGUCCUACAUGCCAUCAACAUUGGCUCCUCUGCUGCCUUCAUUCUGUCGGGACCUGAUGAGCAUUUUGAGUUCUCUGAGCUUUGAUGGUGCAGUCAAUCAAGAUGAUGAAUAUUUGACAAGAUUGAAGACUGGAAAAAGAAGUCUUCUUAUUUUCUCUGCCCUUGUCACCCGGCACAGGAAGCAUUCUGAUAAGUUGAUGCCAGAAAUUAUUAAAUGUGUUUUAAACAUAGUCAAGUUUAGCAAAAAUACGAGUCGACUUCCUUUCCUGUCCGAGAGGCUUAUGUCCCUAGGUUUUGAUGUAAUUUCAAAUAUACUAGAGACUGGGCCGGGAUGGCGUUUAGUUUCUCCACAUUUUUCAACUCUAUUGGAAUCUGCAAUAUUUCCAGCAUUAGUAUUGAAUGAGAAGGACAUGUCAGAGUGGGAAGAAGACCCAGAUGAGUAUAUCCGGAAGAAUCUUCCUUCAGAUAUAGAUGAAAUUUGUGGAUGGAGAGAGGAUUUAUUCACAGCCAGAAAAAGUGCAGUAAACUUACUUGGUGUUAUUUCAAUUUCAAAGGGUCCACCAAUGGAGACUGCCACUGACAGUUUAUCAGCUUCAUCCAAGCGUAAAAAAGGUCAAAAGAACAAAAAAAGCAAUCAACGACGCUCUAUGGGGGAGUUAUUGGUGCUUCCAUUUUUGUCCAAGUUUCCCGUUCCUUCUGAUUCCAAUUUGUCUCAGAAAAUAUUGAAUGAUUACUUUGGUGUUCUUAUGGCAUAUGGUGGCCUGCAAGAUUUUUUGAGGGAGCAAGAACCUGAAUUUGUAACAACCCUUGUACGAACACGGAUUUUGCCUCUGUACACUGUAGCUGUGUCCCAACCAUACCUUGUUGCUAGUGCAAACUGGAUACUUGGAGAACUAGGCUCCUGUCUGCCAGAAGAGAUGUGUGCUGAUGUAUAUUCUCAGUUGCUUAUGGCAUUGGUCAUGCUGGAUAGGCAGGGCCCUUCUUGCUAUCCAGUGCGGGUUUCUGCUGCUGGGGCAAUUUCCACACUACUUGAUAAUGACUACAUGCCCCCCGACUUUCUACCCCUUCUCCAAGUAAUAGUUGGUAGCAUUGCAAAGGAUGAGAUCGAGAACGAGAGCGAGAGUUCCAUCUUAUUUCAGCUUCUCAGUUCUAUUAUGGAAGCUGGAGAUGAAAAAGUUGCUGUCCAUAUUCCACAUAUUGUCUCCUCAAUAGUGGGUUCAGUCUCAAAAUGGUUAACUGUCAAUAUGGAGCCUUGGCCUCAAGUGGUUGAAAGUGCAAUUGGUGCUCUGGCAGUUAUGGGUCAGACUUGGGAAAAUUCAAGGCCUGAAGAAUCUGAUUUGGAUGAGGCUCGUGAUAAAUGGACUGCAGAUCACGUGACAAUUGCUAAAGCUUUUGCUGAACUCUUGCAGCAGGCUUGGCUUACCCCUCUAUCCACACUGGAUCCACAAGACCAGCAAUCUCCCCCCUCAUCAUGCAUAGAGAAUUUGUCAACUUUGCUGCAGUCUGUGUUGCUAUCUAUUGAUGGAAAUCACAUGAUUCAAGAGCUCAAAGUAUCAGAGCUGGUGUCAGUUUGGGCUGAAAUGAUUGCGGAGUGGCAUGCAUGGGAGGAAUCAGAGGAUUUAUCAAUUUUUGAGGUGAUUAAGGAAAUCGUAAAUAUCGAUAGCAGAUAUAGGCUGAACAACUUUAUUGUAAAAGAUAUGCCACCCGCUCCAGCUCCACCUGUUCCUGAACGUUCAAUUGUAGAAGGCAUUGGAGCUUUCAUCAGCGAGGCAAUUAAGCAAUAUCCUUCUGCAACAUUUAGAGCUUGCUCAUGUGUCCAUAUAUUACUACAUUGUCCAACCUACUCACCUGAAACUGAAGGUGUGAGGCAAUCAUUAGCUGUUGCUUUUAGUCAAGCAGCCAUCUCUCGGCUCAUAGAGGUUCAAAGCACGACUGGUGCUCUUUGGAAGCCCUUAUUGCUUGCGAUAUCUUCAUGCUAUUUGUGUUAUCCUGAUAUUGUAGAAGGUAUCCUGGAAAAGGGUAAACGUGGAGGCAUCACAAUAUGGGCUUCUGCUCUGUGCCAUGUAUGCAACAGAUCUUCUGAGCCUGGUCUGACGGCAGAAUCUGAGAUGAAGUUAACUGUGAUGGCAUUGGCCCGAUUGAUUGAGCAACUUCUCAAACAAGGGAAGUCCGGUGAUGAAAUACAGAGUUGCUUUACUUCACUGUUGGAGGUAUCCAUACGAUUGAAAGAAGCACGUGAUGGGAAAGAUGAACAGGGAUCCGAUGACGCUGAAGGUGACAGUGACAAUGAGGAGGAUGAGGAUGAUGACACUGACAAUGAUGAUUAUGAUGAGGACUCUGGGACCGAGGAAUAUGAAGAAACAGAAGAAGAAUUUCUUAAAAGGUAUGCUAAAGCUGCUGAGGCAUUGGAAAAUGGUUCAGCUAUUGAAGAAGGGGACGAUGAAGACCAGGAACUGGAGCUGGAAAUAGGUCAAUUAAUGGACAUUGAUGAACAAAUGGUAUUAUCAUCCUUGAUAGACCAGUACCAUCAUGUGCUCAUACGAGGACUGGUUUUGCCAUCGGAGCUCGUUGUUAAUUUUCUGAAUGCCUUCCCCGUGUACGAUUCUUACUUCAAUCGAUACAAAUAGUCAUGGUUUGUUUAGUUGUGUGUAAAUGAAAAUUUUAAUUUAGAAAAAGUUGGGGAUUUUAUUUAAAUGUGUACAAAGGAGAGAAUUUUCUUUUUUUUUUCAUUUUUGGGGUAGGGGUGUUCUAGAAAUAUUUAGUUGCUAUUCUUUGGUUGAUUAGUACUGUGUAAUUAUUCUUUUAAUUGGAGAGUGGAGCAAGUCUUUAUUUACAAUCUGGGAUUUUUCAUGAGUUGAGGCAGUCCUUGGGAGCUGCGAAAAUGUAUACUAGUAAACAAUUGUCCAGAUUUGAUUGGAUAAUGAUUUAUGCACUGUGAUAGUUGUUGUGUCAAAGUAA
Vigna radiata var. radiata (mung bean) is the source of this 3728-nucleotide messenger RNA. Its product is annotated as importin beta-like SAD2. Gene Ontology annotation, biological process: protein import into nucleus. Gene Ontology annotation, cellular component: cytosol; nuclear envelope. NCBI's taxonomy places the organism in Eukaryota, Viridiplantae, Streptophyta, Magnoliopsida, Fabales, Fabaceae. The record is from RefSeq and is a predicted model, not a curated record. Gene Ontology annotation, molecular function: small GTPase binding. The transcript is spliced from 21 exons. The coding region runs from base 89 to 3397 and encodes 1102 amino acids.